CAAGCAUUGAUGUCACUGUAUAUGGCGACAUCUCGGUCUGCAUGCGGCGAAGGAAGCUUCAUCUCGGUCGUCGUCGUCGCGCUGGGGCGGCGAUUUGAUGUGACAGGGAGGAGGAGGCAGUUCGCGGAGGGAGGAUUUGACUCGCUUCCUUGGCGACUAUGACCAUCGCCGCAGCCAAUCCCAUUGCGCGGAUCCAAUCCGAAUCGGCGGCACCGAUGACCACGGAGGCCGGCGAGGAGGAGCCGCGGCGCCCUCUCCUCCCACCCUCUCCGUCGCCAGCGGCGGAGCACCAGCACCUGGGGCUGAGCGGCGGCGGAGGAGGGUGGGCCGACCUCAGCGCCGCCGAGGUCAAGACCGCCGUCUCCUUCUCCCCCUCCGCCAACUGCUGCCCCCCGUCGCCCAAUCCUCACCACGACGCCGUCUACCCACCCCCGUCAACUGCUGCCAUUCCUCCGUAUACGCACGGUGUGGCGGUUGCUCCUCAAGGGCCGUACCCAUACGGCGGCUAUUACCAUCCUUCUCAGGACGUCCAGAGGGAUGUACUGGAUGAGGUGGAGGCCCGGCGUUUGCUAAUUGAACAUGUCGGACAUCGAUGUUGUUGGGGAAGCCAGCCUGCUCGUACAUGGAAAAUUACAUCCAUCAAGGACUGCUCCGAUGUGUAUGUUGGAACCUUGGAAACCUUUAUCGAGGAAAGGGACGUCGUGUUAGAAAAGGAACCCUAUCAUGGCGAGGAGGUAGAUGGAAGAGACAAGGGUCCGGUUCCUGACGUGUGGGAACUAGAUUUGAGGUCCGAGUUUCCAAUGCUCUUUGUACCGGAGAAAGAAGUGAUGGUCAAGAUUCCUCAUUCACAAGUUACUGAGAAGUGCUCAAAUUGCCAGGGUCGUAGAGAGGUACCAUGUCCUACUUGCAAUCCUGGUCGGCAGCCUGGGUUUUACAUGGCAGAUCAAAUGAUUAAGUGCAGUUUAUGUGAUGGCAGGGGUUUACGCACUCAGCAGGAUGGAUCUGAUUCAGUAUGCUGGAGGUGCAAUGGUCAAGGAAUGUUGCGCUGCACAGCAUGUGGAUCCCGUGGCCUAGUAGUAUGCCAGAAAUGUAAUGGCUGCGGUUCCCUUCUUGCACAAAGCAUUGCUCGUGUUCGAUGGAGGACACUUACAGCAAGGGAAGUUAGUGCAACAGCAGGAUCCGCUUCGGUCCCUGACAAAGUUUUUCACAGAGCGCAAGGGGUGCAACUAUGCAGCAUAGAGGCAUACCAAUGCAUUCCUGCUUUCUUCGCCGAUUCAUACCCUCUCAGCCUGUUGUCCUCGGAGGUUGUCGCGAGCAGGCUGCCAGUUCCUCCAUCCGCAAGAGUCAUUUUGGAGAGACACAUCAUCUCAGUCGUGCCUGUAACCCGCGUCACAAUGUCUCACCGUAAGCGAUCUUUUAGCUUCUAUGUCGUCGGCUACGGCAGGGAUGUUUUCGUGCGGGACUACCCUUCGAGGUUUUGCUGGGGCCUCUGCCGCUGCUUCGAAUGGUUGGGGAACUAGUUGCAUUUUGCGCCAUGUGUGUGUGCCACCUUCUUUUUUGUGUCCAAUGUUCAUAGUAUCGAAACUUGUGUGCAUAACUGUAGAGAGGCAGUGUGAUUUCUGUUGUGUAACUGUAAAGAUGUGCUACCUUAUCUGUUGUGUCACAGCAUAAAACUGUGUGUACAUUUUGGACUUGUACAUCAUGUACAGCAUGAUUGUAUCGAUUAUUCAGUGUGUAGAAACCAAUUCACAUUUGGUUAUGAGAAAUAAUAACGAGAUAUGCUCAACUAUCCAUAA
This is a messenger RNA of Hordeum vulgare subsp. vulgare (domesticated barley), 1796 nucleotides long. Its product is annotated as protein SSUH2 homolog. The transcript has 7 exons. Bases 159 to 1520 code for a protein of 453 amino acids. The record is from RefSeq and is a predicted model, not a curated record. NCBI's taxonomy places the organism in Eukaryota, Viridiplantae, Streptophyta, Magnoliopsida, Poales, Poaceae.